CAUGUGAACUUUGGCUCGGCCGGGUCUUUGAUGAACAACAUGCAUUUUAGGCGGCCGCAAUUGGGCUGUGAAAUAUCCCCGUUCGAUGUAUUUAAGAAAUAAUAGCAAUAGACUCGGGAAAGAAGUAAAAGGAGCACAGAAGGGCACUGGUGUUGCAGGCAAAUCCCAAUUGUCUCGAUUGUUCAUAAUCUGACAAAGUCAAGCAGAACAAAAAGUAGGUCAAAUAAGAGGGAAGAUCUUAGGAAUCAAGAUAAAUUUCAUCAAACAGCAGGGGAAAAGGAAGGAUUUGGAAAAAAAAUAUUGAAUAAAAAUGCAGGUAAUGAACAGACUUAGGCAGCUGGAUGCCUAUCCAAAGAUCAAUGAGGAUUUUUACAGCAGGACUCUAUCAGGCGGCGUCAUUACCCUCGUCUCCUCCAUAAUGAUGGUCCUGCUUUUCUUAUCCGAGUUGGCAAUGUUCCUCCAUCCCGUGACUGAGAGUGAGCUUAUUGUUGAUACAUCAAGGGGAGAGACUCUUCAAAUCAAUUUUGAUGUGACAUUCCCAGCACUGGCCUGUUCUAUUCUUAGUCUGGAUGCCAUGGACAUCAGUGGGGAGCAGCACCUCGAUGUGAAACACAAUAUUAUCAAGAAAAGAAUUGAUUCGCAUGGAAAUGUCAUUGAGACAAGGCCUGAUGGAAUUGGUGCACCAGUGAUUGAGAAGCCACUUCAGAAGCAUGGAGGCAGAUUGGAGCAUAAUGAGACUUAUUGUGGGUCUUGCUUUGGGGCAGAACAGUUAGAUGAUGAAUGUUGCAAUAACUGUGAGGAAGUCCGUGAAGCAUAUCGUAAGAAGGGCUGGGCAAUGACAAAUCCUGAUUUGAUCGAUCAGUGUAAAAGAGAAGGCUUCCUUCAAAAGAUUAAAGAGGAAGAAGGUGAAGGAUGUAACAUAUAUGGGUAUCUUGAGGUGAACAAAGUGGCUGGCAAUUUCCAUUUUGCUCCAGGCAAAAGUUUCCAGCAUUCAAAUAUGCAUGUACAUGAUCUCUUGGCAUUUCAAAAGGAGAGCUUCAAUGUCAGUCAUAAAAUAGAUAAAUUGAGUUUUGGAGCACAUUUCCCUGGAGUUAUAAAUCCUCUUGAUGGAGUAGAACAAGGACAACAAACUGCCACUGGCAUGUACCAGUAUUUUAUUAAGGUGGUCCCAACUGUCUAUACUGAUAUAAGAGGGAAUAAGAUCUUGACUAAUCAGUUCUCAGUGACUGAACACUUCAAAGCCGCAGAAAUUGGAUUAAGCCGGUCCCUUCCUGGCGUGUUUUUCUUUUAUGAUCUUUCCCCAAUAAAGGUUCAGUUCACGGAACAAAGGACCCCAUUUUUGCAUUUCCUAACAAAUGUUUGUGCUAUUGUUGGAGGCAUCUUCACAGUUUCAGGGAUUAUAGAUUCAUUUAUUUACCAUGGUCACCGUGCAAUCAAGAAGAAAGUUGAAAUCGGGAAGUUCAGCUGAAAUCAAGAAGAAAGUUGAAAUCGGGGAGUUCAACAUUCUAGAAAACACAUUGUUGGGUGGCAUUUGCAAGAAAGAUGUUAACCUUGCAAUUAAGGAUUUGAUAAAUUUACAUGUAAUUCCUCAGAUGGGGCUGGAAGAUGCCUUUCAUUUUAGUGAAACUGUGAGGUAUUCAGGCCUUCAUUUUUCUUAACUGAGUAUUUGUAGCCUGCAAAGUGGAAAUGAGAAUUGUUGAAGAUGAACGAGGUUUUAUUGCUGGAAUUGGGUUGGAGCUCUCAACUAAUUUAUAUUGGCAGAGUGAAUUCAGAUGUAGCUCGACUGUUUUUAUGUGUAUUUUAGUAAUUAGUUUUUUCAUUUUUCAUCAAACAGUCAGUGAUCUAAUCUGUCUUUUGAGGCAAUUUGGUCCAGGCAUCCAUGCUCUUUGUUGUGUUAUUUAUUUGCAAAUAAGAUAAAUUAGACUGGUGAAAGUUUCUUGGUCGUAA
Messenger RNA from Cryptomeria japonica (Japanese cedar), 1947 nucleotides. RefSeq lists its product as uncharacterized. Gene Ontology annotation, cellular component: endoplasmic reticulum; COPII-coated ER to Golgi transport vesicle. The transcript has 13 exons. NCBI's taxonomy places the organism in Eukaryota, Viridiplantae, Streptophyta, Pinopsida, Cupressales, Cupressaceae. The coding region runs from base 311 to 1468 and encodes 385 amino acids. The record is from RefSeq and is a predicted model, not a curated record.